This is a messenger RNA of Somion occarium, 2004 nucleotides long. The record is from the annotation of a GenBank genome assembly. Lineage: Eukaryota; Fungi; Basidiomycota; Agaricomycetes; Polyporales; Cerrenaceae.
AAGUUCAGCUCUGUCAGCGACAACAGUCGCCGUGCGGACACCGGAAGUCUCUAAUUCUGCAUGGCAGCAGUCAUCUGAAGGCUCGUCCUCCUUAGUAAAAGCACACUUGAUGGGAAUCUUGCGGUAUUGGCGGGUCUCUCGUAGAUACCUAAAUCUGGACUUACUGGGAAGGACCAUGCUAUCGGUAACACAACCUUUGAGCGGUUGAAUUCUGAUUCACUCCUUCUAGAUGUGUGACAGGGAUAUCUCCUUAUUUCUGCCGAUAGUCUCCUCGGACAGAGAGGAGGUCAUGCGCACGGUGGUGACAGCGCACACGCUUGCUCAUCCUAAGUCCAUACAUAGACGUUGAUCAUUCGCCGGUGGACGACCCUGCGAAUAGGAAAACGUAUACGGGCUGUACCUGGAAGAUACUUGGAAGCAGAAGCUUUGGACAACCGUACUUGUUCCUCGCAAACAUGAGGUCGUAGACCAGAAUGGCGUCACGUCUCCCAUGAAUGUCACUUCAAAGUUUGUUUUCGUUGACCGCCCAGUGUUCUCAUAUUUCUCUAUUCGUUCUUCCGCACCAUUUAUAGCACAGAUUACGCUGCUGCGAAUUGCUCAAUGCUCGUUCCUUUAUCUCGCAGCCUUACUCAGCUAUCCCGGCCCGCUCAAAGACAAGAAGUUCUCCUGAGCAGUAUCAUACCGCAUAUAUAAUGCGGUUCAUUGAACAGUUGGCUCAACACCAAUCUACAAGCCUACAGUCUUCUCUAUAUCCACUGCUCUACACCCACAAUGAGACACAUGGUCACCCAAUAUCGUCUUCCGGACACCCUGGCUAAAUGGCCCUAUCGUCGUCGAUUGAACCCUCAUUACCUUCCUGUCAAAGCUAAAGCAUCAGCCUGGCUUGAGAGUUUCAACGCCUUGAGCCCGAAAGCUCAAAAUUCGUUCAAUCGUUGUGAUUUCAACCUCUUUGCAGCUCUUGCUUACCCGACGUUUGACGAAGAUCGAUUAAGAACUGCGUGCGAUCUCAUGAACCUGUUGUUCCUCUACGAUGAAUAUUCCGAUCGGGAGGGAGUUGAUGGCAUGAAACGGCUCUCUGCCGAGAUCAUGUACGCUCUCCGAAACCCUCAUGAACCCCGCAAAGAUGGCAAGUACAUUGUGGGCGAGAUCUUUAGACAGUUUUGGGAACGUGCCAUCCAGACCGGUAACCCAAACGCCCACCGCCGUUUUGUCCAAGCUUUCGACCACCACACAGCAGCCAUGGUCGAAGAAGCUCAUGACCGUAGUAAGCAGCGUAUUCGCAACAUCGAAGGUUACCUCAAGAUUCGUCGGGGGACGAUCGGUGCACGCCCAGUCUUCCGUCUGAUCGAGUUCGACAUGAACAUACCUUCUGAAGUUCUGGACCACCCUAUUCUGCUUGAGCUCGUAGCUGCUGCUACAGACAUGCUCAGCAUCGGAAAUGACAUCUAUUCGUAUAAUGUUGAACAAGCUCGCGGAGACGAUACUCAGAACCUCGUCACCAUUGUCAUGCACGAGAAGAACAUUGACCUUCCUUCCUCUCUAGCAUGGAUCAAAGAAUUCCACGAUUCACUCGUCUCCACGUUCCUCACCAAGUCGAAAGGAAUUCCUUCUUUCGGAGUUGCUAUCGAUGCCGAGGUCGCGCAAUAUGUGGAGGCCCUGGGGAAUUGGGUCCGGGCUAAUGAUUGUUGGUGCUUCGAAAGUCAGAGGUAUUUCGGGACGAAGGGUUUGCAGAUUCAGAAGCAGAGAUUGGUUACUUUGUUGCCGAAGCAGGUAGCUUGAUAGUUUUAGCGCGACUAUGAAUGUUCUCAUGUAUACAACGCAGGGCUUGCUGUAUUACUCCCAGCCCAUUUAUUUAUAUAGCGCUGCACCAUGAUGUGCCCGAUCCUUGGCGAAUACCUCACAGGAAUUAAGGAACAGGAGAGACGGGCGAAAGGUGGGAAUUAGCGGAUGAAAGGGGCCAGGAAGAUGCUUGCGAAGUCUCCACAAUACAAUGCAUGAUUAUGU